Parastagonospora nodorum SN15 is the source of this 1002-nucleotide messenger RNA. RefSeq lists its product as hypothetical. Lineage: Eukaryota; Fungi; Ascomycota; Dothideomycetes; Pleosporales; Phaeosphaeriaceae. The record is from RefSeq and is a predicted model, not a curated record. The coding region runs from base 1 to 1002 and encodes 333 amino acids. Gene Ontology annotation, biological process: DNA-templated transcription. The transcript is spliced from 2 exons. Gene Ontology annotation, cellular component: nucleus. Gene Ontology annotation, molecular function: DNA binding; zinc ion binding.
AUGCAGGACAAGUGGGGUUCACUCGUACACGGAAGACCAUCUCACAUCAACACAGUAGACUGGGAGGUACAGCACCUCGAGGAAGAAGACUUCCCCGAAAAUGCUGCAGACGAAGACGAAGAAGAUGGAAGCACAGAGGUAGAAAAAGGACGAACGCUGUUCUGCGAGAUGAUUAAACUUACAGAGAUUCUGGGCCGAAUCUUGUCGACUUUCUACACGCUGAAAGCAGAGCGAGAAGUUGAGAGACGUGCGAGCGAAGGAGUGCUGUGGAUUCUUGAAAGGGCAAAGCCAUUACAGCUAGAAUUGCGCCAGUGGUUCUCGAGCCUGCCAGACGUACUGAAGAUGGGAAACCUGGCCGCGCGCAAGCUUUCCUCCACAGAUGACCCAUCUCUUCGCUCUAUCUGUCGACAAGCCGCACAAGUCCGACUGAAAUCCGCCAUGGACUUCGUGUCCAGCCUUCGACCCGAGCAUCUCCAGUCGUUCUGGUACUCUGCAUCCAAAUACAACUUUGCACUCGUAGGCACCUUCAUUUCGCUUCUCUGGGCAACUGCAACCGAUCCAAACGAGGCAAGUUUGUAUAAGAAGAGCCUGGACGAGUAUCGAUGGGUUUUGCGCUUGUCGUCUAAAUCUGCAGACUUCCUCGAGCACGCGAUUGCUAUGCUUGCGACUUCCACAGGUGUAUUGGUCAAAGCUAUUCCGGACACACUGGAUGCGACUCGUAUCCUGAACCGACACUUGAAGCGAAUGAACAAUAGCUCAGAAAGCGCAUAUCAAUCCGAGCUGGAGCUACACAAUGAAACAUCACCAGAGAACGUUGUUGGAGAUACGCCACCAGGCAGUGAGAGUAUGGUGAGAGAGUGGGACCAGAAUCAUGCAUGGUUUGGUGUUUCGGUUGAUGGAGGAGGCGGUUUCGGAGAAACACUAGGCGAGAUUGAUUUGUCGAACCACUACUCAGGGUUGGGCGCGGCGCAAAGUCAUUUUCUGUACCAGCCUUUGCAAUGA